AUGCCCCGCAACGCAGUCCCCGAUGCAUGGGAUGACGACUGGGAGCCCGAAGCCGCAGCCUCAAAGACACCUUCAGCACAAAGACCACGCAGUACCGCCAGCAGUCCUGAUGGCGGCGUACCUCUGACCGCCGCAGAAAGGAUUGCCCGUCAUGAGGAGUCCAACCGGCGGCUGUGGCAGUCAGCGGACGCGCCAGAGGAUUUCCAGACGCAUCAGUACCUCCCGGCAACCAACAACGUGACCCCCGUCGUCUUCAAGCCUGCCAUGAAGGUGCUCAGUCGCAGGCCGGGCAACACACCGGUCGACGACAGCGAAAGGCUGGCCGCCGCGACGACCCAGCAGCUGACGCAGGAGCAAAUGCGCCUGCAGCGCGAGGAGAAGCAGCGCAGGUACAACGAGGCCCGGGCCAAGAUCUUUGGCGAGCCGUCGUCGUCGCCGUCGGCAGCCAACUUGACAGGCGCGACCAACUCGGGUGCCUCCACCCCAGGGACCGUCACCCCGCCGCUUUCGGAUGGUGGUGCAGGGGGUGCCUCGGCGAGGCACAGGCGGAGGGGCAGCAGGGGUAAUGGGCGAGGUAGGGGCGACGGCGGUGGCCGCGGUGGGGGCGGGAUGAGCAACAAUCACAGCUUCAGUGGUCAGGGCCAGAUCAACAGUAGCAACAGCAGCCUCAACAGCGAUGCUCAAGUCCGUCGACCGCCACCAAACAGGGAGCUGUACGACCCCAACUCGUCCCCGAAGCCGAGGCGCGGAGGCGGCAGUGAUGUAGCGGCUUCUCCUAGAUCCGGCACGCCGCGUGAAGACGAUCCAGGGUCACGUAUUCAAGCUGUUAGGGCGCCCAAGGGACCGGACGGCACGGGGAGAGGUGGUUUUGGGUUUUCCACUCGUAGCGGGUGA
Messenger RNA from Pyricularia pennisetigena, 894 nucleotides. RefSeq lists its product as uncharacterized. The record is from RefSeq and is a predicted model, not a curated record. The transcript is spliced from 2 exons. Bases 1 to 894 code for a protein of 297 amino acids. NCBI's taxonomy places the organism in Eukaryota, Fungi, Ascomycota, Sordariomycetes, Magnaporthales, Pyriculariaceae.